This is a messenger RNA of Helobdella robusta, 1017 nucleotides long. RefSeq lists its product as hypothetical. The transcript has 7 exons. Lineage: Eukaryota; Metazoa; Annelida; Clitellata; Rhynchobdellida; Glossiphoniidae. Gene Ontology annotation, cellular component: cytoplasm. The coding region runs from base 1 to 1017 and encodes 338 amino acids. Gene Ontology annotation, biological process: L-selenocysteine biosynthetic process. Gene Ontology annotation, molecular function: ATP binding; selenide, water dikinase activity. The record is from RefSeq and is a predicted model, not a curated record.
AUGGUUAUUAACUGCAGACUUUGGGCGGCCGGUUUUCUUAUUCGAACGUAUUUCAAUAACUCCCAAAAAAGUAUAGGUUUAGAUUCAUGUGUUUUGCCAGUGCCUGGUUCAGAAUAUUCUCUUAUUCAAACAACCGACUUUUUCUAUCCAUUGGUUGAUGAUCCUUAUGUUAUGGGCAAAAUAACAUGUGCCAAUGUACUGAGCGACUUGUAUGCCAUGGGUGUUGUCGACUGCAGUAACAUGCUCAUGCUGUUGGGAGUGAGUCAAAAAUUAACAGAAAAGGAAAGAGAUGUGGUUGUGCCACUAGUUAUGUCUGGAUUUAAGGAUUUGGCAACUGAGGCUGGCACGUCUGUCAAUGGUGGUCAAACAGUGAUGAAUCCCUGGAUGACCAUUGGAGGUGUAGCAACUUCAAUAUGCAAAAAAAAUGAAUUUAUCAUGCCAGAAGCAGCGGAAGUAGGAGAUGUCCUAGUUCUGACCAAGCCUCUAGGCAUACAGAUGGCUGUGAAUGCACAUCAAUGGUUGAAGUCAGUGCCUGAAAAGUGGAACAAGAUCAGUGAAGUUGUAAGUGAAGCUGAAGUGGAAAUGUUGUACAAGAGAGCCAUGUCAUCUAUGAGAGCUCAACUUAUGCACAAAUAUGAAGCUCAUGGAGCUACAGAUGUAACGGGAUUUGGUUUAUUGGGUCAUGCAAAUAAUUUGGCAUCUAUACAGAAAAAACCCGUUAACUUUUUAAUUAGCAAACUGCCUAUUAUUGCAAAUGUUAAAAGAAUUGUUGAUGCCUAUGGUUCUCCUUUCACGAAUUUGUACCAAGGCCUAGCUGCUGAAACUUCAGGUGGUCUGCUAGUAAUAUUGAAGAAAAAAGCAGCAGAUAGUUUCAUUAAAGAAAUCAUAGAGAGGGAUGGCAUGCCUGCCUGGAAGGUUGGUGAAGUAGUUGAAGGAGAGAGAAAAGCUGUACUCAUUGACCAGCCUCUCAUUGUUGAAGUUCCUGAAAAUCCGUCUGCUGAAGGAAGUCUUUGGUGA